Messenger RNA from Dendrobium catenatum, 1329 nucleotides. Its product is annotated as zinc finger BED domain-containing protein RICESLEEPER 2-like. The transcript is spliced from 4 exons. Bases 1 to 1329 code for a protein of 442 amino acids. Gene Ontology annotation, molecular function: DNA binding; protein dimerization activity. The record is from RefSeq and is a predicted model, not a curated record. Lineage: Eukaryota; Viridiplantae; Streptophyta; Magnoliopsida; Asparagales; Orchidaceae.
AUGGUGAAAGAUGGUAUUAAAAGCAUUGAGUUUGUGGUGGAAAAAAUUCGAGAUACAGUCAGUUUCUUGAAUGCUUCUGAAGGCAGAUUACUUCGAUUUGCUGAUGUUGUACAUCAGUUGCAUUUACCCACUAGAAAAUUGAUUAUGGAUUGUCCGACAAGAUGGAACUCAACUUAUAAUAUGCUUACUGUGGCACUUCAAUUGAGGGAGGCAUUCACUUCGUAUAGUGAGAGGGAAGUUACUUAUCACAACAGUCCAAUGGAAGAUGAGUGGACUAAAAUAGAGAAGGUUUGUGAUGUGCUUGGUUAUUUUAACGAAGCAACUAAUAUAAUUUCUGGCACUGAAUAUCCAACUUCAAAUUUAUUUUUGUCCCAUAUUUGUACCAUCAAGAAGGUAUUAGAUGAUAGCUCUAUUUCUUCUGAUGAUUUUGUAAGGCACAUGACUAUGAAAAUGAAAGAAAAAUUUGACAAAUACUGGGGAGAAUGUAAUCUGCUCAUGGCGUUUGAGUAUGUAAGAAACUUUGAAGAUGAAGCUAAAGGAGCUUGUGAAACAUUUAGAUUAAGAAAGGGGUCUACACAAGGAGGAAGUCAUUCUUUAAGUACUUCUCAUGAAGGUGGAUCAAAUAAGUAUAGUGGAUGGCUUGAUUUCACAGCAUUUGUAUCCGAAAAAACAAGCAAGAAACCUGCUAAAUCAGAUUUGGAUAAUUAUCUUGAAGAUGGCUUAGAGAUUUGUCCUCCCGGUAAGACUUUUGAUGUCAUUAGGUGGUGGAAAAGCAACCAAGCAAAAUACCUUGUAUUAUCAAGAUUGGCUGUGGAGAUUUUAGCAAUUCCUAUCAACAUGGUAGCUUCUGAAUCUACAUUCUCAGCAAGUGAGCGAGUGGUUGAUACAUAUCGUUCAAAAUUGGGAAUUGAAACGGUUCAGGCUUUGAUAUGUGGGUCGAAUUGGGAAGAGGAGGACGACGAUGAAAUUGAGAUACCGAUACCAUGUGUAACUUUAUCAAGUUUCUACACAACCUCCUCUAGCCUCUUCAAGUUGGGUUCAGAUCCUUUAGCGACAUUUCGUCGAACAGCUUGGGAGCAUUACGUUGGAUCAGCCUUGUCACUAGAAGUUAAACUGGGCAUUUUCACACAUGCAGUAAAAAUGUCCUCAAUAUCAACAGUGGUAUUCGCCGACGUCAUGUAUCUGUUCCUACCACCAGUGGUAUUCUUCUGUGAUGAAUCGGUGGAUGGAUUGGCAGGUAGGCUCCCCUUCUACAUCAGAUUACAACUGUUGAAGGCCAAUAUGGAUGUAAUCUUGUCAUCUGCUGAUGGUGAUGUAUAUUUUGUGUAA